This is a messenger RNA of Ogataea angusta, 630 nucleotides long. RefSeq lists its product as uncharacterized. The transcript has a single exon. NCBI's taxonomy places the organism in Eukaryota, Fungi, Ascomycota, Pichiomycetes, Pichiales, Pichiaceae. Bases 1 to 630 code for a protein of 209 amino acids. The record is from RefSeq and is a predicted model, not a curated record. Gene Ontology annotation, biological process: phosphatidic acid biosynthetic process. Gene Ontology annotation, cellular component: endoplasmic reticulum; membrane. Gene Ontology annotation, molecular function: 1-acylglycerol-3-phosphate O-acyltransferase activity.
AUGCGCGUCACGAUAGAAAUCGAGGGUGAAGAGAAACUGAGUGGUCUGCCAGCCAUUCUGAUCUCCAACCACCAGUCGGAGCUUGACGUGUUCAUGCUCGGCAGAAUCUUUCCAAGACGCUGCGUCGUCACAGCCAAGAAACAGCUCCAACUGGUGCCGUUUUUGGGCUGGUUCAUGACCUUGUCGGGUACCUUUUUCCUGGACAGAUCGGACCGCGAGAAGGCCAUCCGUGUGCUCAACAAGGCUCUCGACGAUCUCAAAGCCACCAGCGGCGGCCUGUUCAUGUUCCCAGAGGGAACCAGAUCGUACUCCUCGAAACCGACUCUGCUACCGUUCAAGAAAGGGGCGUUCCACCUGGCGGUCCAGGCGCAGAUCCCCAUCAUUCCUCUUGUGGUUUCCAACACCUCCAACAUCUACAGUCUGAAGGAAAGAAACUUCAACACGGGAACAAUCAAGGUUAAGGUUCUUGAUCCGAUCAGCACCGAGGGACUCACUAAGGACGACGUGAACAAGCUGGUCGAGGCCACGUACGCGAAGAUGGAGGCCGAGAUCCGCAGAGUCGGCAUGAGCGCGGUCGCCGGCGACGUUUCUGGCGAGUCUGAAGCGCUGCUUUCCGAGGGAGCUCAAUAG